AUGGAAGAGGAUAUACCACAAUUGGUGGUCGAUUUACCGGAGAAUGAAGUAAUUAAAACCGAAAGGGUAACAACGGAGCCCACCUCACUGAUGAACCUGACGACUGUAUCGUCAACAAGGAAAAUACCCAUUACGAUAAUCACUGGUUAUCUCGGAUCUGGCAAAUCUACCUUACUCAAAAAGAUUGGAGAAAAAUCCAACAAGCGACUAGCUAUUAUCUUGAAUGAAUUUGGAGACUCCUCAGUAAUUGAAAAGUCAGUCACGAUACAGGACCAGAACGAAAGUGUGCAAGAGUGGCUAGAUAUUGGCAAUGGUUGUUUAUGUUGCACAGUUAAGGAUAAUGGGGUAACAGCAAUCGAAAACUUGGUGGAAAACUCAAGAGACAAGAUUGACUACAUCCUAUUGGAAACAACAGGUAUUGCCGAUCCGGCGCCCAUUGCCAAAAUGUUUUGGCUUGAUGAAGGACUCGCUUCGAAUAUCUAUAUUGAUGGUGUUAUAACAGUUGUUGAUUCCGAAAAUAUUCUCACUUGCUUGAAUGAUGUAGGUGGACAUUGGCAUAAAGAACACGAUUUGGAACCAAUUGAAGAAGGUGUCACAACUGCACAUUUACAAGUUGCAUUGGCAGAUGUGAUUUUAUUGAACAAAUCUGACAAGAUUGAAGAUCACACCGAGAUAAUUGCUAGACUAAAAAGCAUAAACCAAACAGCCCCAAUAUAUCCCACAAGCUUUGGAGAUAUUGAUCUUGACAAGAUUUUGGACCUACAUGCAUUUGAAGCAAAUACUAGAUUGUCGGAAUUUAAUGCGUCAUUUCAUGACGGCAGAAUCACAACAAUCACUAUAGACUUUCCCUUUUUCAAAAAUCAAAGUGGAUUUGGGAAAAUUGAAAAGUUUCUUCAGCAUGUUCUAUGGGAGAACAAAGUAAAUGAUAAAGAGGUUGAAAUACAUCGGUUGAAGGGUGUAUUGGUCUACAAAGAUGAUAUUAGAGUCGUUCAAGGCGUUAGAGAAACCUAUGAAAUUAUAGAAAAUGGUACGCUAUUGGAUGAGAUAAAACAAAACAGGUUGGUCUUUAUCGGUAAAGAUCUAAAUCACAAUGAUUUGGUAAUUGAAUUAAAUAGGUUCAUAUAG
Molecule: messenger RNA, 1125 nt
Organism: Lodderomyces orthopsilosis Co 90-125
Lineage: Eukaryota; Fungi; Ascomycota; Pichiomycetes; Serinales; Debaryomycetaceae
Exons: 1
Coding region: 1-1125 (374 amino acids)
Cellular component (GO): cytoplasm
Source: RefSeq, a predicted model, not a curated record